AAAAAGGCAAACCUGGGAGGCAGGCGAACAUAUCAAACAAACCCCUGUUCACGAUUCCACUCGUUUUCAAAGAGGCAUGCGCGAUUAGAACUCAGUCAGAUCAAGGGCUCCGCUCUACAGCGUGAUUGAAAUUUAAGGCAAUGAUCCCUCUUUAGCGGAGGCCGCAUUCACGGUAAACGCUGCAUAUGUCGGCUCAAUCGGAAAUGACCUUUACAUUUAUAUUGCGAAAUCUCUUUACGCUUCAGCUUUACAGAUUGAAUAGAACCCUAAUAAUAUAAUUGUUCUGAGCUUUGAUAAACGCUGGGAGCAAUAUCUAGAUGUUGACCCAUAUUUUAUUGAAUUUAUUGUGUAAAAUAAAAUCUAAUAAGAGAAAAUUACGGAGGUCCGGACCUCGGUGUCCUCAUAAGUAGCUAUAGCCAUCCAACGGAAGAGUAGGAUAUGAUGGAGAGAGACACCAGAAGAACAGGCCACACCAGAAGAGGAUAGACAAAGGAGAGUAACUAACAAUAACCUAAGACAGUAAAAGACAAGACACAGAGAAAGUGACAGAAGAGAUGGAGAGAGAUCGGAGCUGAGCAAUGAGAUGCAGCUGAGCAUUAUGAUGAAGGUGAAGAGUGGGGAGCUGACCAUCGAGGAUGCCCUGAACCAGGCCAGGAGAGACAACCAAGAGCAGGAACAGCUAGCUUCCCAGUACAACUUCAGUGUUUACAAGUACAACCGCUACAGAUGGCAGAAGCGCAUUCUUCAGAUUGACUUCAACACUAAAAUGGUGUGCAGCAUAGAGAAAGGCACCGUAAAGCGGCAGCUGCCCUUCCUGUGUGUUAAGAGCUGCGAUGACAGAGUUGGGGCCAAGUUCUCCGUCUCUUUCAGAGGAAGACAUGACUAUGAGCUGGAGGCCACCUCACUAGAGGACAAACACAAGAUGAUGCAGCUUGUAAACAAGAUCGUCUACAGAAACGUCUACAGCCAUCCAGUAGAGGGCAGUGAAGAGAAGUGUGAACGGCCUCCAGCACCAAAGACCCUCAUGGAGGGCCUGUUGUUCCUGCAAAGAGGAGGCUUGGCAUCGUUUAAAUGGGUGAAGUACGAGGCUCGCCUUCACCCUGGCCAGCUGAACCUGCUCCCCAUCAGCCGACGGGCGGUAGAUGGGGAGCAGUCCUUGCCAUUUGUCAUUAAUUUCUCAGACGGGGACAACAGCUUUGAGAAGCAGCACAGCUGUGACACCUUCACUCUGCUGACACACAAGAAUGAGUACCAGUUCCGGGUACCUGUGAGAGACCAUUCUAAGAGCACAGAAGCCAUCCAGAGAGAGAGGGAUGCCUGGGUCCAGGCCAUAGAUAAACUGUGCCUGGAUUGGAAACGCAAGUCUCAAUCUGAGCACAUCUAUGAGGAUCCUAGGGUUACAGAUCUAAGAAUCUAUGACAAUAUCAAAUACAUUAUAGAGAAGAGCAAAUCCACAGGCAGAGAAGGCUUCAGCGUAUCAGAUCCGGUGUUGGGUGCAGCAGAUCAGAUAUCAGGGGGAGGGAAGGUGCCAAGAAUUCCUACGACCUCUCCAGCAAAAGCUGUCCUGAAAUCUCGCAGCCCUGUGAAGUCAUCUGUGAAUGUCCCUGUCCCUGGUUCUGUAGUUGUCCCUAGUCAUGUGCCUGGUCCUGCCCCUGUCUCUGUUCCCACCACCCUUGUGAUCCCAGCACCCUCCUUCAUCCCUAUGCCUCCUCCAUUGACCUUUAAUGAACCCAGUAGAAAACCCUUAACAGAGCGAACCAGAGCUUUUCAUUGGGAGAAAGUUGGUUCGGAUAAGAUCGAGAAAUCAUUCUGGACACGGGGAAAUGCUGGGAAGAUUGAAAUUGACACUUCACGCUUGUACGAGCAAUUUGCAGUUCAAGAUUUGGGAACAUUCGGUGGGAUCACCGAGCACAGCAAUAGCUUCCACAUCAUGCUCAACACGAAGGUGGCGCACAACUUUAGUAAGUAGCUCCACAAUUCCUUGAGGUGAGGUGAUGGGCCAACUAUAUGCUCUUCAUUUGAAAUUGUUCUGGGGUUGCACACAAGUUAUAUAUCGGACCCAACAACAGAUUUCUUUGAAACGACUUGAUUACUGUAAUUGAGUUUUGGAAGAAGCAACACCUUUUGAAACCACCAGAUGGUAGUACUUAACAGGAAAGUCAAUGAGUUUAACAUUGGCUGUAAUGACUCACUCCAUCUGAUCUCUAUAUCACAUGUAUUUGCUUGAGAAAAGCUGCUAAACAUUUCGAACAGUAGCUACGUAACAAGACGCGAGAAAUAAACAACAUCAAAGCCUUAUUAGGUAAGUAUCGGAAUAGAAAUAGGCUUCGGCUCAGACUCGCAGUAUGCAUAAUGACAGUAAUUUAUUUAAUCUUUCAGCCUUCUCUAAAAUAUUCAUUUAUUCUGGGGGAAUACCUGAAUGGGUUAAUGCCAUGUGCCCUUCAUCCCUAUUAACCCUCCUUAUAGGCUAAUGUUGCUAGUUUCAGUGUAGAUACAGAGAUGGGCUUUCCUUCAGUGUGUGUCUACAGGGGGCAGUCUCAGUCUAUCAGGGCUUCGGUAAAGCUACAAUCUUUUUUUCUUCUUAAUUUAAUGGCUUUGACUGUUCAGCGGGGCAUCUAUGACUUGGCGACCUGAGACCAAUGGAGAAAGUGUGUGUGUGUGAGUGAGAUCGAGGUAGAAAGAUUUCAGAGUUCUCUUCUCGCGGGGCUUCAAAGUGACACAGAAAGCGUGACGUGAUCCACAAGUGGUGCAGCAUAAAGGGUUUUUAAACUACAUCAGUACAAGUGUGCAGGCUGGCAACACAAUUAGAGUACGCAUGGCCAUGAAAUAUGGAGCCCCCGUGCGACAGUCGCUAAGAGUGUCUGUCAUAGGAAUAGACAGGAUAGGAUAAACUCCAAGUGUGCUUCUCUCCUCUGUGCCCUGGAAAGUUGUGCUCUGACAGGGCCCUGUGCUUGGUAACUAACACCUGCGGGCAACUCCAGGCGAUGCGGUUCUCUGCCCUCAUGAGGGAUAAGGGGGUUGAGGAACACACACACACACACACACACACACAGAUUAUGAUUGUUUUUGACGAGCUCUGCAUGUUUAUCAGCAGGAUCUCUGCUGACUAGCUGUUAUCUAUUAUUUUCUUGUUGCAUAGGGACAGUAUGCAUGACAGGAUUUGCUCUGUUUAUCCAAGGAGCUGUAGCUAAUACUGUCUCUAGAUACAUUCAGUACAUCUUCUGUUAGUGCCUUGUAAGUUACAAUCAAUAAUUUAAAACAAUAAUUAAUGGUUCUUACGGUAAAACAGUUAUGUACUGUAUUUGCAAUCAUAACACUCUUAUCCAUAAUGACAAAGUACUAUGCAUAUCAAAUAACAUUGUAUUAGUCACUUGUGCCAAAUACAACA
Molecule: messenger RNA, 3388 nt
Organism: Salvelinus sp. IW2-2015
Lineage: Eukaryota; Metazoa; Chordata; Actinopteri; Salmoniformes; Salmonidae
Source: RefSeq, a predicted model, not a curated record